CCUGUCUCAUUUGUUGUUGUCCGGCUGUGUUUCCGGUGUCGAUGCAGCUGUUUAUGGUUCCAAAAUGACUAAACUACAGCUACUGAACGCCUACCUGACGGAGCGGCUGACGGUUGUGGUGAAGGAGAUUCUGGACGUGGUGGAGGACACGGUGACCGAGUACCGGGAGGAGACCGCCAGGACCAAGCGCGAGAACGAGAGCCUGCGGAGGCAGCUGCGGGACAUCCUGCUGCUGGAGGCCGAGACGGAGUGGCUGAGGUCGACCAGGUCCAGUCUUGGUUUUGCGUCUCCUGAGCAGCAACCCCGUGAUCCAGAACUGAGGCCCCGCUCAGAGGAGCCAGACUCCACCCUUAACCAGCCCAGACAGCCAGCAGCUAACACUGCCAAGCCAACUCAUGAGCAGGUCGUUUCUGUGCAGCUACUGUCAGUCCAGAGUGAGACGCCACCAGGGCCGACCCUCCUGCCAGGGGACAAGAAGCCUGCUGAGUCCUGGGAACCAGUACCGAAGCGGGACCCUCAGAAGGAGGCAUUUGGGAAAGUUUCACCUCUUCCUUCUCACUCCUCCCGAAGUCCUCCCUCUGCCUCGGGCCCUAAAAUCCACAUUGAAGUUCCUGCACUCAGAGAGAAGCCCAGGGCCCCGGCUCCUGCUGUGAUAAAAAGUGAACCCGAGGAAUACAAAGUGAGUGAACCUGAAGGUCACACAGACUCCCUGACAGAAACUCACGUCUCACAGGAACACUCAGGUGUCAGGAACAGGACAGUGGUGGUACGUGCAGACCGACAUGAAGCUCAUCAAAACAAGAAGUCCUGUCAGGACGAGGUCACAGCUGAUGAUGUCACAGCAGCUGGAUACAUCCCUGAGCUCGUCCAUCGCUGCCCCCGCUGUGGAGAGGCAUUCGGCCAGGCCAGCAGCCUCCGCCUCCACCUGGAACAGAAGAGAAAGACCUACGCCUGCGACUGGUGCUGUAAAUCCUUUGCGCAGUCGGCGGACCUGCGACGUCACCUGCGCACGCACACAGGCGAGAGGCCGCACCGAUGCACAUUCUGCUCUAAGAGCUUCAGCCAGAGAGGAAACCUACGGCGACACCUGCGCAUUCACACAGGGGAGCGGCCAUACAGCUGCCCGUACUGCUGCCGCACCUUCAGCGAUGGAGACACCAUGAAGAAACACAAGCGCACACAUUCAGGAGAGAAACCAUACCGCUGCGUCCAAUGCUCCAAGACCUUCACCAGCGCCAGUGGCCUGCAGAUACACUUAAAGAAGGACAUGUGCUUUGUGGCCAACACCUGACUGGUCAGUUCAGACUAAAGGAGAGUAAGAGGCUAUAAAGCAUUCCCACAAAGACACAUCACUCAGUGUAAAUGCUUAUUCUAAUAAUAGAAUGUGACCAUCACAAGCCAGCAGGGUUCAAUAUAUACAUACAUAUAAAUAUGUGUAUCAUCAUGCAAAAUCUUACUGGGCCUCAUUCACCAACUGUUCUUAAGAAGAAAUUUCUUAGUAGAGCCUACUUGCACAGUUUUCAUGAAGAUUCUAACAUUCACCAGUGUUUUCUAAGGUCUAGGUCUGCUCGCACAAUGGCAUGUUUACUGCUGCUCCAAUAUGUUGGAGGAUGAGCACGUCCUCUAGGACCAUGUAGUUGUGUUUGCAGAGAGCGACAAGUGCGGGCCUGUCCUGCUCCAGUACCGUGGUCUGCAUCUCUUCUGUGUUAGGCAAUACCUUUAACUUUAUUUCUUAUCUUAAUCUUUAAGAUCAAACCAUCUUUUUUUUUACUUCAUCUGUUGUCCCCAGAUACAGCAUUCUCUGAACAAGUAACAGCAUCCCAUGCAUCUUUUGUGUGUGUUAUUUUAUAUCCAUAACUGAUGCUAUGAUAUACGACAGCUCAUUUGGCGUUCACUUCCCGCAGAAGUACCUCCGCUUUGGAACUAUUGAAGUUUUUUUAGGUUUGGAGUCCGGUGCUCCUCCUCCCUAUUUAGUGUGCACCGUGUCAGUUUCAGUUUGUGAGGACAAUGGGAUUCAUCUUUAUAAGAGCAUGGAUGUCAACAAUUCUAACGUAGACUUUUCUUCGGACCUCUCUCAAGAGCAAAUUUAUGAAAAAUCUUGUUAGUGAAUGAGGCCCAAUGUCUUUACACACCAAACUGCUGGAUCUUAAAGUUACACUGUGCAGGAACUUGGCCUCUCUGGACAUUUUACUGUAGGCCAAGCUGAAGUGAGUUUCACCCUGGUUCCCUUGUCAAAUAACCUGCAGGAUUUUUCCAAUCAAUUGCACGUUUUGUCCGGGAAAAUGACCUUCACAAAUGAACACCACUUUUAUGAGUAAAGUAAAAAUUAAUGUUAGGCAAUAACGAACUACACCACAGUAACAUGACUUAACAUCACCACCACAACAAGGCUGUAAAAAGCAGUGUUCGGCGUGUAGUCUCAUUUAGCCACCUGUUAGCAACCACCUUUUUAAAGACACGUUAAAGCAGCAAACAUUGAUUUCAUUUCAGGAGUCACAGCUACCUAACAGCCUCAUGUACUUCAACAUACCUGUAAACCUAAACAGCCAGUGGAUAUUAUGGCCAAAUGCAACUUAGUAAUACACUUUUAAUAUGUUGAGAGGCAGUCAUUCUGGUGUGUAAAGUUCUUGCGAUAACACACAAGAAACUACAUGUUUGUCGCUGCUGGCUUGUGAUGCAGCUCUGUGAUGUGGCUGCAGCAACGAUCACCUGUCCAACCAUAACGAGCAGCCAAUGAGGUAAACUAAUUUACAUUCCUGCUGACUUGUUCUCUCUGUUCCCUCUUGCUGCGAGCCUUCAGUGCACUUUGUUUUUAUGAAUUAGGGCAGGAUGCAGUUUCUAGGCAGCUACAGUCGCGCUGAUAUCAUCCAUGCCUUCAUAAUUAUUUAUUUAUUGUUAUGUCUUACGUUGUACUUCUAAGCAAAUAUGCGAGACACAGCCCCCAGCUGAACUUGUCCAUCCUCCACACAUGAGACGACAGUCUGCAGAGGAUCCAUCACAGUGUGUUCUGUCUUCACUCUUCUGUGUUUCUGGUUCCAGAUCAACAACAGAGUGAAAACAUGCAGUCGGCUGUGUGACACAUUAUAUAACUGAAGGACUGUUGAAGAGUUUGUGUCUGAAAUGAGAAGAGACUUUCCUGCUUCAGAGCAGACUGGUUGCUGCAAUACUAAAAAUAGAAUAAUAUAUUAUUUAUUUUCCUUUUUUUAUCAGUGUUAGACAGCUUGAACUUUGUCUGAUCUGCCGCCUGAGAAUAUUCAUGUUUGUGAAGAUGGCUGAUCAUGAAGCAUAAUGGGAAACUGCUUCAUACUGCAGAAAUGAUAAACAGCAGAUUAUGACGAUUCACAGAAAACAAGAAUGAACAUUUUCUCUGUUAGCAGACAGGAACAGUUACAGUGUGAAUGUGUGUAGAUCUUUUCUGUGUGAUUAUCAGUAUUUUGUAUUGAUGUGAAACAUCUUGUUUUUUUAGGCAAAAUAAAUGUUCAGUGAAACUGU
This is a messenger RNA of Epinephelus moara (kelp grouper), 3492 nucleotides long. RefSeq names its product zinc finger protein 768-like. The transcript is spliced from 2 exons. Lineage: Eukaryota; Metazoa; Chordata; Actinopteri; Perciformes; Serranidae. The record is from RefSeq and is a predicted model, not a curated record. Gene Ontology annotation, biological process: regulation of transcription by RNA polymerase II. Gene Ontology annotation, molecular function: DNA-binding transcription factor activity; RNA polymerase II cis-regulatory region sequence-specific DNA binding. The coding region runs from base 65 to 1291 and encodes 408 amino acids.